Molecule: messenger RNA, 3368 nt
Organism: Fundulus heteroclitus (mummichog)
Lineage: Eukaryota; Metazoa; Chordata; Actinopteri; Cyprinodontiformes; Fundulidae
Product: claudin-9
Exons: 2
Coding region: 737-1405 (222 amino acids)
Biological process (GO): cell adhesion; bicellular tight junction assembly
Cellular component (GO): plasma membrane; bicellular tight junction
Molecular function (GO): structural molecule activity
Source: RefSeq, a predicted model, not a curated record
ACAUUUGAAGACCAUGCCUUUCCUCCUACCAAACAGUAAUGCACUACUUUGUGCUGGUCUAUUAAAUAAAAUCCCCACUAAAACACAUUGAGGUCUGUGGUUUUCAGGAGACAAAAUGUGGAAAAGUUCAGGAGCAUGAGCGCUUUUGUUAUAGAUAAUAACAUCAGGAAAAAUAACUUGAUCUUCGUACUGGGAUCAACAAAUUGGUAGGAGCUUCUAAAUGAACUCCAUCUUUCACUCUUUCGACCACCCACCCCAAGUUUAUGAGAUGACAACAUGGUGGUCGCCAGCUGCGUCUGUAACAAAGUCUUCUUGUGUCCCUCCGCUGUCAUGGGAUGGCUUUUCUUUUUGUCCAAUCAACUAGCUGUGUUGUAUUUUCUGUGUGAGUAUAUUUAGUAUGCAGUAUUACGCGGCUGCCCUCCCACGCCAACCCUGUGAUCUGUGGUGGGACAAGCUGCCCUGUCAAAACAGCAGAGGCGCCACUUCUGACAUCUAGAAGUCUGCGGGGGGACUGUGGAUGUAGAAACACACAGAGGAUCGUCGAGACGCCCGUGGACCUCUGGAUAAAAUAGCUGACAGGUGCUGAAGAAGAGAGGGGACACUGAAGAUCUUACUGGCUGGCCAAGAGUUAAGUAGAUAAGAGGCUCCUGUCAGUAGUUGAUCACUAUAGAGAAAAAAACAGGACUGGUGUUGGGAGUUUCUGAACCCAUUGGCAGCGAACCUUUCCUGAACAACCAUGGCAUCAACGGGUCUGCAGGUGCUGGGCUUGGUGCUGGCCCUGCUGGGUUGGGUGUGUGGGGCUUUGGUGUGCGCGGCUCCGCUGUGGCGUGUCUCAGCCUUCGUGGGGGGAGAGUUAGUGAUUGCCCAGGUGUUGUGGGAGGGUCUGUGGAUGAACUGUUUGUCUCAGACCACAGGCCACAUCCAGUGCAAGACCUAUGACUCCACCUUGGCCCUCCCCACUUCUGCCCAAGUGGCGCGAUGCUUGACGUUUCUCUCCCUGCUUCUCGGCGUCCUGGCCGUCAUGCUCGGUGUAGCCGGGGCCAAGUGUACGCACUGCAUGGGCGACGGCAAGCAGGCCUCCAAAGCCCGACUGGCCAGGAUAGCAGGGGUGCUCCUAAUUGUGGCUGGCCUCGCCUACUUGACGCCCAUCUGUUGGACUGCCUAUGCCACGAUCAGGGACUUCUAUGAUCCAAAUAUCGCAGCGCCUUUAAAGAGAGAACUGGGGCCCGCGUUGUACCUGGGGUGGGGGGCCAGCGUGCUGCUCCUGCUCAGCGGAGCUCUGCUUCACGUCGGAUCCUCUGCACCAGGCGGAAGAGUGGUCCCCGUCUCUGGAGCUGCAGCGAAGCCCGGCCCGUCCACGGGGACAGCAGGAGAGGUGAAGCAGCAGGAGAAGUCAUUUGUAUGAAAUCACUAUGUUGGACUCAUGUAAAAUACACAGUUUUAAAUUACAUGCUUGUAAAAGCUCCGUCUGUAGAAAGUAUUUUUCCCUUCUACGCAUCAUAAGUCGAAUUUCUUCAAACGGGCUAACUUUAUGUCCAGUUCUACCUGCAGUCCUGCUAUGAAGGCAGUCUGAGAAUAAUGCUUCUAGAUGGGCUUUCAUAGCAACAAUACAUCUUUAGAGUCUCACUAACAACGACAGUUUAGUUAAAAGCUCUUCACACUCCUGGCAGAUUUAGGUUUACGUUUCUGUUCUGACUCGAACUCAAUAGGUUUUAGACCUAUUCUAAUAUAUUGCAGUGGUCCAACUAGAGUCUCGGCUUAAAUUUGAUAUCGAAGGAGGAAGCUAAAGAUUAGGGUUAUGGCAAGUGGGCCUUCUCCCCAUCAAAGACUUGGAGCUCUUCACCAAAGCAGAUUAGUCAAAAUACCAGUGGAAAUGUGCAAAAAAGAAAAGCUAACAAGGAUUAUUUCCAUUGAUUAAUGGGAUGGGUAUAAAUCAUUUUGGACAUGCCAUUUCUUUAUUCAAAUAUAAAUAAAAAGCUUUUUCCAAGCUGAAGUUCUUUUUAUAUUUCUUUCUUAUCUUCUGGCAGCCGUCUGUCACAUUUUGUAUCGGAAAAAAGAAAGAAAGUUGCUUACAUUAAAAUAAAUCUGAAUUUGCCAGCAGUGUGAAUGAUUUUUUCGGUUUAUGGGCAUGUCUAGUUGUGGACAUGUUAAUGCACAAAAAGAAGGAUUACUCACUUUACUUUGAGGGCUUUGUGUUGGAGUAGGAGUUGAAAUGAGCCGUGGGAGGAUUUUAAAUGUUUUAAUGGUCACUAAUGUGCGUGGUUUACAUUUCUCAGAUUCCCCUCUGCCUCUGCCUGUGUUUGUAUUUGUGUGUGUGCAUAAAUGUGUGUGUGGGUGGUCUGUGUAAUAAAGGCUAGUGUGCACUGAACAUCAUCAUAUGCUGGGGUUUUUGAGGAGAAUACUGUUUUUUUUUUUUAUUUAUCAGUGCGCUUGUUCUUUAGACAUUUUUUCUUUAAUGUGUACCUUUAUUCUUAUUAAACAAUAUAAAUUAAUUAACAAUAGCUGCCCCUCUUUGAUGUACAGUACAUUUAUGUAAAAAAAAAGUAAGAUUAAGUAUUUAUUCAUGCAAAAUGUCAUUAUUUCGAGAAGCAGUGGGUUUAUUCUCAUUGUAAAGCAAAUUUGAAAACAAAAUAACUUUGGUUUAUUGAAGCAAUUGGUAUUCUAAAUAAGUUUUGUGUUCCUAAUUUCAUAAUUUUAUGUAGAAUAAGUUAAGAAGUUAAUGAGCAACUACCUAAUUUUGAGAUGUACAUGUUCAUAAUGAUUCAUCUGGCAAAUGUGUCCCCAGUUAGGAACCCAGUCCAGUGUGGUGUCCAUAUUUGUUGCUGAUACUUUAUUAGAUCUCAAACAAACCACUAAACAUGAUUAAAUUGAAGAAGUUAUAUUUAAUAAGGAAGUGUAAACAUAACUAAAAACUAAAUCUGAAAAACAGAUGUCACCUCGGUUGAAAAUAAUUGUAUUUAAUUUAAAACCUAGAAACAGUUUUUUAGAAUAUUGUUUGAGUUGUGCAGUGUUAGCAGUCAUUUCAGUCUUAAAGUAAAUACUCAGUUUAAUUAAUUGUUUCUCUGUAGUAUCCUGUGUUUCUUAUUGGGGGGGACUUUAUUUGGUCACUGGUCCUCAGCAUCCUCAGCAUGUUCUGAAGGUUCCCUAUCCUCAGUCCAGCUAUUGUCCAUGUUGCCAAGCCUUGUGUGAUCAAAUUAACAUUUACAUUUCCAGUCAGUUUACCGCAACUCAUCAUUAGUUUAAAUGUGAUAAUUUGAUCAUAUGAUUUCUAUCUUUAUUUUGUGUAUGUCUGUUUUAAACAUCUCUAAAGCCCCUCGUGUUACUCUUGACUGUAUUUGCUCUAUAAAUAAAGUUUGAUUGAUUCCUAA